Mus pahari (shrew mouse) is the source of this 2735-nucleotide messenger RNA. RefSeq names its product RELT TNF receptor (gene Relt). Lineage: Eukaryota; Metazoa; Chordata; Mammalia; Rodentia; Muridae. Gene Ontology annotation, molecular function: protein binding. Gene Ontology annotation, biological process: apoptotic process; amelogenesis. The record is from RefSeq and is a predicted model, not a curated record.
UGCUCCGAGGAAGUUCUCCCGCGCGGCGGAUGCGUCAGCCCCGCUCUCCUGCCCGGUCCCGUCCCAUCCUGGUGCUGUCUACGCGUCCCGGAGCCCCUGGGCUGCGCGUCCUCCCGGCACCGCGCGCGGCGCAGUCUGUCAGAAGAUCAACGUCACUCCAGGGCCUGAUGAUGAAGCGGACUUUGCUGUGCUGGCCCCUGUCUUGCCUCUUUGUGCUGCUGCCCUGGCCCCUGGCCACUCCAACACCAAUAACUCCUUGGCUGUGUCCACCUGGCAAGGAGCCUGACCCGGAGCCAGGACAGGGCACAUUAUGCAGAACUUGCCCCCCAGGCACCUUUUCAGCCUCAUGGGACUCCUAUCCAUGCCAGCCUCAUUACCGCUGCAGCCUUCAAAAGAGGUUGGAGGCCCAGGCUGGCACAGCAACUCAUGAUACAAUGUGCGGAGACUGUCAGCGUGGGUGGUUUUGGCCACAGGGAGUUCCUCAUGGUCCGUGUCAGCCAUGUUCCAAGGCACCUCCAAGUACUGGUGGCUGUGAUGAGUCAGGGCGGCGGGGCCGGCGGGGCGUUGAAGUGGCAGCAGGUACCAGUAGCAACAGUGAACCUCGGCAGCCUGGGAAUGGCACUCGGGCAGGCGGUCCUGAGGAGACGGCUGCCCAGUAUGCAGUGAUUGCCAUCGUUCCUGUCUUUUGUCUCAUGGGCCUUCUGGGCAUCCUGGUGUGCAACCUGCUCAAGCGGAAGGGCUACCAUUGCACAGCCCAAAAGGAAGUCGGGCCCAGCACUGGUGGAGGAGGCAGCGGGAUUAAUCCUGCCUAUAGGACAGAAGAUGCCAACGAGGACACCAUUGGAGUCCUGGUGCGCCUGAUCACAGAGAACAAAGAGAAUGCAGCGGCCCUGGAGGAGCUGUUGAAAGAAUAUCACAGCAAACAGCUGGUACAGACAAGCCACAGGCCUGUACCCAGGCUGCUGCCAGCCUCACCCAGCAUGCCCCACAUCUGCCCACAUCACCACCACCUCCACACUGUGCAGGGCCUGGCCUCACUCUCUGGCCCCUGUUGCUCCCGUUGUAGCCAGAAGUGGCCAGAGGUGCUGCUGUCUCCUGAGGCAGCAGCUGCCACCACUCCUGCACCCACCCUUCUGCCUACUGCAUCCCGGGCUCCCAAGGCUAGUGCCAAGCCAGGACGUCAGGGCGAGAUUACCAUCUUGUCUGUGGGCAGGUUCCGUGUGGCUCGUAUUCCUGAGCAGCGGACCAGUUCAUUGUUAUCUGAGGUGAAUACCAUCACGGAGGCUGGGCCUUCAGAGGGUGAUCUCCCUGACUCCCCACAGCCUGGUCUUCCCCCUGAGCAGCGGGCACUGCUGGGAAGUGGUGGGAGCCAUACUAAGUGGUUGAAGCCCCCAGCAGAGAACAAGGCUGAGGAGAGCCGCUAUGUGGUCCGGCUAAGUGAGAGCAGCCUGGUCAUCUGACGGGCCGCCUAGGGUUAGACGCUGCCCUGGCCGGGGCUUCUGAAGGCUUCCUGCGGAGGGAGAGCUGCAGCUGGGACCGAGGACCAAGAUGCAAAGGCCAAGUCCUGGGGUGGGACCGUCCGCCCCACUGAGGAGGCAGCCUGCGGCACAGCACGGGAGCAGGAGAUCAAGAGCCCACCCUCUCCCUGAAGCCCCGGUUACUUCCAUGCAGGGUGCUGUAACCCUGUGCCUGCCCUGAACACAUCAUAGGAGCCCUCUGUCCCUUAGAGGUCUGGUUUGGUGGAAGAGUGGCAUCUGUACCUGGUCCCAAGCUUGUGCCUUGGGAACUAGCCACUCCUGCCCAUGUCCUGGACCCUGGAUGUGACUCCCUCUCUUCUGGCAGGCCCUACAAAGGGAAGGGGUAGCAAAGAGCCCUGUGCUGGUGGCAGAGUACCUGGGUUCCAAUCCUGGGCUUAUCCCUAAGUACUGACUGUGACAUUGGGGAGGAGACCUCAGUUCCCAGAACCUCUCCAGCUCUUUGCAGAUUCUGGGCUGAGCCCUGUUGGGGGGAGCUUGACUUUGCUACCCUCCCAUUAGUAGCUUUAUCUGGCCUGUUUUUGCUGCUUCCUGGGCCUUGGCCUUCAUGGCACUCAUGGGACUAUUUAUUAUGGUGAUGCCUUCAGAAGGGGCUUAAUGCAUGUGCCUGCCCCUACCCUGCUAUUUUUAAUGAAACUGAAAAAUGACUUGACUUGGACAGGGCUCUCUGGUGCAGAGCCUCAGUCCAUCCUGCUGCCCUCAAGCUCUGGAGCUGUGGAAAGAGGAGACUGGCGGGCUAGGGAGUGCCUGUGGCCUGUGGUUUUCAGUGCCCCUGUGGUACAGUAUCUGCCUGAGUUUUGGGUAGCGGGGGUGACUGCCAAUCCAGCCUAUUUAGUCUCUGCUCUGGCUCAGUGCCUCGUUAUUUAUGUGGGGCCGUGCAGGCGCGGGGCCCACUACCCAUCCCAUUUAUUAUUUAUUGAAACCUGCUGUUGCCCUGCCCCUACAUCUCCAGCCCCACAUACUUGAGUAAUAAAAGGUGGAAAAUGUCAUCACGAGGUGCUUCCUUUCCCUGUAUCCCUGAAAACUGCUCACCUCCAGGGCCCUGCCAGGUGUGUGACACAUUGCCCUCCCCCUCAUCAGCACCUUCCUCUGAAACCAGGGAAACAGGCAGAGGUGGCUCCUUGUCUCAUUCUCACCGAGGUCCCCAGAGGCCAGGUUCCCCAACAGAAAUACAGGCUGAGCCAUAUAUGUGAUUGAAUG